This is a messenger RNA of Oikopleura dioica, 930 nucleotides long. NCBI's taxonomy places the organism in Eukaryota, Metazoa, Chordata, Appendicularia, Copelata, Oikopleuridae. The record is from the annotation of a GenBank genome assembly.
AUGAAGCUCACUUUGGCUUAUUUUCUGAUUAAUUUUUGCUCCUGUGAUGAUUCUUCGGAAGAGAGUUUCAAUCAUACAGAAUACGAGAUAACCGGCUGGCCAAACGACAUCCUUGAUUUUUCAAAGUGUUUUGAUGACUUGAAGUUCAAGUUGAACACUACCAAAGAAAUUGGCGAUAAUAAAUUGAGAACAUUGCUUCUUUGCAAUGUCACUUUUGAGGCGAUAGAAUUGGACUUCCAACCGAACACAACUACAACAAUUACCACAACGACGAAGGCGUCAACGACAAGACCAGAGGCUACUACAACUGAUGCACCAACUACAAAAACUACAACAACAACUAAGGCUACGACUACAACACAAAAACCAACAACGACAAAAGCGACGACGACGACUACGAAGGCAACUUCAACAGCAGCAACAACGAAGACAACUACGACAACCGAAAAGGCUACCACUACAACAACGAAACCAACAACAGAGGAGUCUGACCCUGGCACAGACACGGAAAGCGAUAAAGAGACAAGAAAAACAAACACUGAAAAAAGUGAAAACAAGAAAGAAAUCAGAGAAUAUCUCGUUAUAAAAGAAGUUCAUGAAUCAAGCGUUCCAAUUUUUCGCACCUGGGGAGGAGCCGUAUUUUUGCAACAUAUAAGCCUCGGGAUCGCGAUCUUGAUCAUCUGGUCAAACCAAAUUUCUCUAGGUCUCAAUAAGAAGCAUGAGAAAAUUCUUCUUGCGAUUUGGUUUUUUAUUUUCAUUGCCUUGAUUGUCGAUUUGAGCGCAAUUUCAAAAGUGAUCACUGAGAAAAAUCCCUAUCCUGCUGCUUUCUUCAAUUCGCUUCUGAAUUCUGUACUGCUGAUUUUAGGACUCAUGCUUGUUAUUGGAGUUUGCAGAGAGCGCGAAAGAGUACAGCGACAUGAAUUUGAAUGA